Gamsiella multidivaricata is the source of this 1938-nucleotide messenger RNA. Its product is annotated as putative phosphatase regulatory subunit-domain-containing protein. Gene Ontology annotation, molecular function: protein phosphatase 1 binding; glycogen binding. The record is from RefSeq and is a predicted model, not a curated record. Bases 186 to 1784 code for a protein of 532 amino acids. Gene Ontology annotation, biological process: regulation of glycogen biosynthetic process. Lineage: Eukaryota; Fungi; Mortierellomycota; Mortierellomycetes; Mortierellales; Mortierellaceae. The transcript has 2 exons. Gene Ontology annotation, cellular component: protein phosphatase type 1 complex.
AACAUGAAAUGUAUAAUCACAUUCUACCAUAAACACGAGGGUGGAUAUCGUUGAUGGCAUUGGGCGCAGAAGAUUAGACGACGAGCUCGUGGUGUUGUUGCAAAGAAAGUGGCUGCUGCAGCUCUUUGUCUGCAUUGUAUCGCUGCUUGUCGCCGGUCGAUGUCUAUCGUCUUCGUGCUGUAUUGAUGUUGUGUUAUGUAAGACUCGGCCAGUUCUGUUUGGCUAACCAAAAGAUUGUUCCUUCUCUUCUUCCCUGUUCUUCCUCUUAUCUCGUCAUGGCUCUCGUCGUGUCUCUCUCUGUGCGCCCGUCCCUCCUUCCCGCUGCGGUCGAUCGGUGCUGCCGCCGACUUUUUCGGUCUCCGUCUCCUGCUUCAUGCGCCACCAAUGCUACCAACAACCAAUACUCUGACUCUUCGAUCCCAAAGAUCAUUACUGCCCCUGCAAGCCCCACUCGAACGCAGAGUAUUGCUCUGCUCAAGAACGGGCUGCCGAUCAAGUCAGCUAUGAAGAGUCCUGUCGUGUCCGCUGAACUCAGCUGCGCGACUCCACUGUCGCACCGCAGGCCAUCGCCGAUCCGCUCACAUACCUCGCCCACGCCCCACAGUCCCAAAUUUGUCCACUUCAACGCCCAAUUGGAACAUAUCCGUCUAUUCUUGCAGGGCGAGAUGCCCUCCUGCGUUGCUGAACGCGAGACCAUUGUCGAUACCCAGAAUAAGGACGAACCAACAAGCGACAUCAAGUUGACCCUGACCAAUUGGAGCCCCGUUUCCAAGGGCGCCUUUCAACCUGGCAACAUCGAUGAUGGCGCUCCCCCAUUGCGCGUUGAAAACAUCAAGAUGUCUGAGGACCAGACAGGGUUGGUGGGUACGGUCUUGAUCCAGAACAUUGCCUUCCAUAAGCAUGUCUCUGUGCGGUACACCAUCGACUUUUGGCAAACCCAAUCAGAAGUCAGCGCAGAAUUUGAGGGUUCGAUCCCUGGUUCGGCUUUGGACCGGUUCGCGUUCAAGGUUGCCCUGGACAUGGAUAAGUCUGUGGUAGAGAAGACAUUCUGCUUUGCUGUGCGGUAUCAGGUGAUCGGGCGAGAAUUCUGGGACAGCAACAAUGGAAUGAACUAUCAGGUCGAAUGCAAGCGCGUCGUCGUGGUUACACCGCCAGUCACGUCGGACUUGUCCAAGCAGAUGAACACCAUCCUCUUUGCUUCUCAUCUCCCCGACUAUGGUAAACCAGUUCUCAAGAAGAAGACUGGCGGACGAUACGACCUGUCGACAUCACUCUCUGCCGCAUACAGCCAGCCCAGCGGUACCCCCAUUCGAUCUCCUUCGCCCAAGCACGAUAUGCCUCCUAUGAGCCAGACAGCCUACCGGCCGAGCGAGUACAUCACGCCGAUCCAGUCGCCUCCUGGCUAUCACCAUUCGCUGUACGCUUCAUCCCCCAAGUUCAUGGACUCUUACCUCUCUGCUGCGUCGCCUCCAGACCAUUUCCAAAUUGGAUUUGAGCGAUUGUCGAUGGAGCAGCCUGCGGCGUCCAAGAGAGGCACAUGCAACUCGUGGUCAGGACGCGAGGUAGAGUCUGGUUCUGGAUUUUUUAGCUCUUACUCAUCAUCGCCCGCCAAGUCGGCUCCCAUCACUAUCCCUUCCUCGCAGUCUGGUGCAGAGCGCCCUCAGGUUGGAUCGACUAGCUAUGUUGAUCUCGUGGAUCGUUACUGCUUCUAUGAGCCCAGUCCUCAUUCGAGCCCCUACUCAAGCUACCCUAACUCGCCCCCAGCACCUUGCAUUCGAGGCUAAACAUGAGAUGUGUCGUAUUCUUUCGACUAUUCUCUCAUCCUCUUACUUGUUAGUGCCGUCUGCUCUUUAUUUCAUGUACAUAGCCCUAUCAUUCUUUUCGCCAUUCUUUAGGAUCUCCUCUCUUCGUAUCCUUGCUGUUUGCUCUACUUCUGUA